GGCCCGACGACGUCUCCACCUUCCGCUGCCCCGCCGGCGUUUGCUCGGCCGUCCUCCGCCGGCGUUUGCUCGGCCGUCCUCCGCCGCCAGGCCCAGUGCCGUGGCGAUGCCGUCCGUUUCCGCCUUCGCUUCCUCAUCCUCAGCUCUGCUGCGCGGCCCCCCCGCGCGGGUCCGGCGCCUCCUCGUCGCAGCCGCGACGCGCGCGCACAGCAGCGCCGCUAGCCGCGCUCGCGGUGGGCUGCCGCUGUUCCACAUCCCGUCCCUCCCCUCUUCGAAGGGUGAGGUGGUCCGGAUCCAAGGAGACGAGUUCUGGCACAUGACAAGGGUUUUGCGCCUUGGCGUCAAUGACAGGGUUGAGCUAUUUGAUGGAGCUGGCGGUUUAGUUGAAGGAUCCAUAACGAAAGUUGACAAGGGUGGCACGGAUGUUGAGCUAUUAGAGGAUGCUAGGCUCGUAGCUCCUCAAGGAAUCCAAUGGCAUGUCUUUGCUGCAUUUGGGACACUGAAGGGUGGACGUGCAGAUUGGCUUAUAGAGAAAUGUACUGAACUUGGAGCUUGUAGUGUAACCCCUCUUCUGACUGAACGGUGUCAUACUAUAGCAGAAAAUAGGGUGGACAGGUUGCAACGUCUCGUGUUGGCUGCAGUUAAACAAUGCCAGAGAAUACAUGAAAUGUCACUGAAGCCACCGAUUCAGAUAGGCAAUCUUCUACCUGUUGUUUCACAGUCAAAGCUUGCUUUCCUAGCAUCAGCAGAAGCACCUCCUCUUUUAAGGGUCCUGCCAAAAUCCAGCAAUGAACAAAACGGGCUUUUGAUUAUUGGGCCUGAAGGAGACUUCACAGAAGAGGAGGUACAUGCACUGAAAUCAGCAGGCGCGGCACCUGUCGGUCUUGGUCCAUGCAGGCUACGAGUCGAGACAGCCACGAUAUCGCUCCUAUCUGCUCUCAUGCUAUGGUCGGAUGCUAAUCACCAGGAAAUACAGCAAUGCAGCUAGUCAAUGGACAGUCACCAGUAAUGUGCUUCCUUGUGGUAUAAUUGUGUCCAUAACGUUUGGAGCGUGACGUUCUCCUUGAACCAACUUUCGGGUGAAUUUUGUCGUGAAACGUUAUUCAAGAUGUAGUUGGACUUGAUUAGCAGAAUCAUGUAGAGAAUGAGUCCUCAGUGAGCUUCUCGCGAACAACAUGGGCAUGGCGAACAUGAAGACUUAUUAUACAUCAUGUCUUGCUUCAGUUA
Messenger RNA from Panicum hallii, 1227 nucleotides. RefSeq names its product ribosomal RNA small subunit methyltransferase E. Gene Ontology annotation, molecular function: rRNA (uridine-N3-)-methyltransferase activity. Gene Ontology annotation, biological process: rRNA base methylation. The record is from RefSeq and is a predicted model, not a curated record. Lineage: Eukaryota; Viridiplantae; Streptophyta; Magnoliopsida; Poales; Poaceae. The transcript has 8 exons. Bases 107 to 988 code for a protein of 293 amino acids.